Messenger RNA from Brienomyrus brachyistius, 1029 nucleotides. Its product is annotated as homeobox protein Nkx-2.4-like. The record is from RefSeq and is a predicted model, not a curated record. Bases 1 to 1029 code for a protein of 342 amino acids. The transcript has 2 exons. Gene Ontology annotation, cellular component: nucleus. Gene Ontology annotation, biological process: cell differentiation; regulation of transcription by RNA polymerase II. Gene Ontology annotation, molecular function: RNA polymerase II cis-regulatory region sequence-specific DNA binding; DNA-binding transcription factor activity, RNA polymerase II-specific. Lineage: Eukaryota; Metazoa; Chordata; Actinopteri; Osteoglossiformes; Mormyridae.
AUGUCAUUGAGCCCAAAACACACAACGCCUUUUUCAGUGACAGACAUUUUGAGCCCCAUCGAGGAGACUUACAAGAAGUUCGGUGGCAUGGACUGCGCUGGAAACCUCGCUUCUCCGCUUGGACCUUAUCGACAACCUCAGGUCACUCAGCCCGGUAUACAACAGCACUCUAUGGGUCACGGCGCCGCCGUGGCCACUACAUACCACAUGCCACACGGAGUCUCCCAAUUCUCUCACAGUGCCAUGGGAGGGUAUUGCAACGGUGCUAUUGGGAAUAUGGGAGAUCUCCCAUCAUAUCAAGAAACUAUGAGAAACGGUGCCACAGCUUCGGGCUGGUACAACGCAAACACCGACCCAAGAUAUUCAACAAUUUCUAGAUUCAUGGGACCUUCCACAGGUAUCAACAUGACUGGAAUGGGGACCUUGACAGGAAUGGAAGCUAGCAAAUCUAUGGUUACAUUGCACGCGGCUCCCAGGAGAAAGCGACGAGUCCUCUUUUCUCAGGCCCAGGUGUACGAACUGGAAAGGAGAUUUAAGCAGCAGAAAUACCUCUCGGCGCCCGAGAGGGAGCAUCUGGCGACCAUGAUCCACCUAACCCCAACUCAGGUCAAGAUUUGGUUUCAAAACCACAGAUAUAAAUUGAAACGACAGGCCAAGGACAAAGCCUCCCAGCAGCUGCAGCAAGAAAACGGAAACUGCCCGCAGCAGCAGUCCCCGAGACGGGUGGCCGUUCCGGUGCUCGUGAAAGACGGCAAACCAUGUCAAAACGGCUCCGGCUCGGCGACAGGGGGACAACAUCAGCAGCAAAAUACCAGCGGCGGAGUCAUUCCUGCUCCCGAUAAUUCGAUGAAUCACCAGCAUGGACAACACAUGAACUCCCUAACCCAGGCCCAAGACCUCGAGGACAUGUCAUCCAGCCCUCGGUCACUACACAGCCAGAUGAGCAAUAUGUCUCAAAUAGACGCAUCUGUAAUAGAUUACGCGAAUAAUAUGGUCAGUACAAACCUCCUUUAUGGGAGAACUUGGUAG